UUUCCCGGUGCAGCCUGGGAGGAGGGAGGGGAAUGGAUCUUUUCUAUGUGAGUCGCCGUAGCUCCCUCAGCCUGCUUCUUACCACCUGUCCUUGACUUACAGUGCUCAGACGAGACUGAGUGGAAGCUGUGCUGCUCACUCCUCCUUCUGGCUCCUCUCUGUCUGUGUUUAUGUGAGCAGCUGCAUUUUUUUUUUAAAAUCUUUCACUCUGUGUGUGGCUGUUUCUUUCUACCUGUGGUGCUUCAGUGGAGGGGCGAAGAGAGGAACGUCGGCUGGUUGAGCUCUGAUGGGAGGCAGCGCUGUCUCUGGCUGGGACUGGGGAUGCUGAACAGGGGGAGGGAGGGCCUGUUUGAGCUGGGACAGCAGCUCCAGCAGCAGGGGGAGUAUCAGGCCGCCCUCCACUGCUUCCUCAGCUGCCUCUUGGGACUGACCCAUGUGCAGAGCUUCACCUAUUUGCCCAACUGCCUACACCAGAUUGCAGAACUGUUCAUCACUGAAAAGAAUUAUGAGAAGGCCCUCCAGUUCAUCCAGGCUGAGAAAAUGUUCUAUGAGGUGGCAUUGAUCGAGCUCACAACUCUUCAUGGGAGCACAGGGCCACAGGAGGAGGCUACGCUGGGCUCUGCAGUAUGGACAACCCCAGAGGAGCUUUCGGAGCAGGCCUCCCAGGCACAGCACCUCGAACGGCUGGCCCAGCUCUGCAUCAUGAGCAAACAACCGCAUCUCGCUUUAGAAUACAGCGGUAAGGCUGCAAAGAUCCAUCAGAGGGCCUUUGGUAACGACCACCCCGUCACAGCCAGAAGCCUGGAGCUUAUGGCUACUGUCUAUGCUGAGAUCGGCAAGACUGAAUAUUCAGACUCCCUGGGUCAGUGUGUGUCUGCACUGUCCAAACGCUUUACUGCUGCAGAGUCCAUCAGAGACACCGUCAACUGUAUCCCUCAUUCCCACCGGGAGAAACACUCAGAGGUCCGCCACAGAAAGGACACCCACCACCAACAGGAGGAUGCACCGGAAACUAAGGUAACCAAUGGCAAAGUCCCCACCUCCAUUCUAAAGAGGCCAAGUCCCAACUACGGGUCAGACACAGAACCCAACCACAGACGGAAAGGCGAACGUAGGGUUCGAUUCAGGGAGCCAGAGACCACAGUACAUGCCUAUGAGACGACACCGUCCCGCCCCCACCUCGCCCUGUUCACCUGCCUCUUCCUGCUGAUGUCAUUCGUGGGUGUGGCCAUGUACUGCACAGACCGGCGGCGCCCACAGCGAGUGUGUGAGGAGCUGGAGGACGCUCUGUCUGUCUACGUGCUGCAUAUGAAACAGCUUGUGUGGGGCUGCUGGACAUGGCUGACCAUGCUGUGACUGAGGCCGACCACAGGUGGAGACAUGGAGCCUCCUUUCAUUUUGUCAGAGCCCUCUGUUUUCCCGUCUCUGAAGGAGCCGACAAACACCUCAGCCUUUUGGCAAGGCUCUGUACACUGUCUGUGGCUUUGAACCGCUCUCGCAGUGAAAAGGGGAAAAAUGUUUAAUCCCAGAAAUAUGUAGCUUCCAUGUCUUUAUGUACAAAUGUGCUACGGUAGUGGGCACGCCACUCCUUAUUUAAGCUGUGACUUUGCACAUCUGCAAUGUUGAUGCUCACAUAUACCGCUCAGUGAAUCACCACAACCAUUCGAUCUUUCAUGUCACUGUCUGUUGUAUGUGAGUGACUGUUUCCAUGGAAUGCAAAUAUUUAUUUCGCUUCAAUACAUGGUGUGUGUACAUCAGAUAUUACACAGAACUGAAUGUGUAUAUAUGGUUCAAUAUAAUAAGGACUAUCAAAAAUAUUCAGCCUUGUAUAAUUGCACAUAAAUGAAUGUAGAGAAGUUUGGAAACGGCUUUGAUUGGCACAGUGCACAUUGGAGGGGGAGGUGGACUGAAGCACACAUAUGGAACAGUUGGAUAAUUAUCCGUGAGAUAGAAAACACAGGGCUGCAUCACUUCACAGCACCAGGUUGAAUGUCUACCAGAUGAAUAUCACGUCUUUCUUUACAGACUGUCUGGUCUUCAGCUGAUUAGCUCCACUGAGGAGAAAAUCUACAGCACAAUGUUAUGAACGUCGAAGAGAAUAUGCUCAUACUGAAUGAAUACUAAUGCUUUUGACAGUGUUCCUCUUUAUAUCCGCUUGAAUUCCACAAAAUAACCUUGAUCCUAAAUGUUGUUUAUUCUUCUAUACUGUGUAUCUGCGUCUACGAAAAUAUCCAACUGUCAAUUAUUUUAAAUUUUUUUACUUUUUGUUACCCGUUACAUUUCUAUUUAGAAACAAUAAUAUUCAGGUUUUAACCGUGAUGUCAAAUGCUCAUCAAGCUUUGGACAAAAAUAAUAUAUAUCAUUUUGAUCAAGUUCAUUGCCAUUAAUAUGAGGCCAAACUGAAAUACGACAGAAUCAAACCACAAACGGAUUAUAGGAAUGAAUGGGAACAGCGAUGCCCAUCCCAAAGACCUCUCAUUAUGAGCAAUAACACACGUGACAUGGUUUCCAGUAAAACACAGUUCUUUAUAUAACAGGUUUCAGGGAACUCGGAAGGAAAUCGUCGGAUUGGAGGUUUUGCGUUUGAAUGUCAAAGCAAUAUAAGGCUAAUAGCGCCUGUAUAGAAGAAACACUCUCUGCUCUGUACUGUCAAACUAAAUUGUCAUGAGCAAUAAAACAAUACCCAGUGAACUCACGUCCUGCAUAGAAGCUGCAUUUCACGGCUGUCCAAACGUUUAUGGUCACUUUGUAAGAAGUGCCUUUCUGGAGGGUUUUCUUAGUUCCUACCGUUUUAUGAUUUCAGUUGUUUUGAAUAAAACUGUCAUUCCCUAUCAAA
This is a messenger RNA of Anarrhichthys ocellatus (wolf-eel), 2836 nucleotides long. RefSeq names its product chromosome unknown C14orf180 homolog (gene cunh14orf180). Gene Ontology annotation, cellular component: plasma membrane; trans-Golgi network; transport vesicle. The record is from RefSeq and is a predicted model, not a curated record. NCBI's taxonomy places the organism in Eukaryota, Metazoa, Chordata, Actinopteri, Perciformes, Anarhichadidae. Gene Ontology annotation, molecular function: connexin binding. Gene Ontology annotation, biological process: positive regulation of Golgi to plasma membrane protein transport. The transcript has 9 exons. The coding region runs from base 322 to 1356 and encodes 344 amino acids.